AUAAAAUAUUCCGUGAGUAACGUAAAUAAUCUCUGGUCAAAGGCGUUGUUCCGAAGUCGUUAUCUCAAUCAAAAUUCGUAGAGCUGGUACAUUUUCGUAAAGAAACAUACAGCCAAACUCGUGAUACCUCAGAUGCAGUCAUGACUGAGGAGGUGAAAACAAAAGAGAAGAAACCACGUAUUGAAGUAAAAGAGAUAUCCAGCCCCGAGGAGCUAGCGACACUGCUGGAAGAGGCAGGCGAUAAGCUGGUGGUGGUCGACUUCUUCGCCGAGUGGUGUGGUCCCUGCAAGAUCAUGUCCCCACGUGUCACGGAGCUCGCUAAUGCCCACGAUGACGUCAUCUUCAUCAAGGUUAACAUUGAUGAGUGCGACGAAAUCGUCAAGAGGUACGGGAUAAGUAGCAUCCCAACGUUCGUGUUCAUAAAGGCUGGCGAGAAGUUGGACUCCCUCAUUGGAGCCAACUACGAGUUAUUAACGAAAAAGGUGGUAAAGCAUAAAACCCCUCCACCUACGGAGGAACUUUCCACAUAGUAAAAGCUCUGCACUAACUAAGUUUACUUGUUGUCUGACACACUGACUUGAAAUAUGAUGUGCUAAGUUUGAAUAACGUUGUCUUUGUAACUACCGUUUCGUACUGUUUUACGUAUAUAUAACAUCCCGACUCAAGUGUGUAGAAGUGAAAAGAAGAGUGGGUCUCGCUCGUGUUUUUUUUUUUUUUUUAAUUCUUGUUGCGCCGGCUUAAAAAAUAGACGUUAGUGGUGAUCUAUAUUUCACUGAGAACGAUAUCACAAGAAAUAGCAGCUUGACGUCCCACUAUUUUCGUGAUCUAUUUUUUAAUCGGCUGCAAGCUCUUAAAGCUGCAUUUGUCGUGGUAUGUUGGCGUUUACACAUGAUUACACCGGAAAGGCAAUAGUAUCUGUUUGGAAACGAACCGUUUGAAUAGAAUAUUGGAUUAUUGAGGCCUAUCUUAGGGAAAACAGCCUUUUCUUUGUUGAAAUGUUUAUUUACGCGGUAGCUAAUUCUCAGGGAAUAGGUCAUGAUCAUUAGAUUAUAUCUAUAUAUGAUUACAUCGCAAUGAACAUCAGGCAUGAUGCGAUUAUGGUGAAAUUUAUUUAAGUUGAAUGGAAUCUGUUACUAGUAUAAGGGAUGAAAAAUGGAUGAGAAACAUUAUUAAUACUUACAUUUCGGUGAUACAUAACUAAAUGCCAAAUUGUUAACAACCUAUCCUACCUUAUUUAAUCAUCUGCAGGCAUUAUGGCUUCUCAUACAUUGUAGAUAACGAUCUAUUUUAAAACAUCAAAAAAUGUACACAUAAUACCCCUCCCCUCUUCCACGAGUGAAAUUUAGUGUUCUUAUGUUAGUAGCAAAUUACAUUCAAAUAUUAAAAUUCUACUAGCCUACUACAAAAUAUUGCUGUCUUGUUGUGAUGCUGUUGAACAUGGAAUUUAAACAGCGAACAAAUAAACAUAUCAAAACAAAAGAUAUU
Messenger RNA from Schistocerca gregaria, 1485 nucleotides. Its product is annotated as thioredoxin-2-like. Lineage: Eukaryota; Metazoa; Arthropoda; Insecta; Orthoptera; Acrididae. The transcript has a single exon. The record is from RefSeq and is a predicted model, not a curated record. The coding region runs from base 141 to 530 and encodes 129 amino acids.